This is a messenger RNA of Oncorhynchus nerka (sockeye salmon), 1958 nucleotides long. Its product is annotated as zinc finger protein 658B-like. The transcript is spliced from 2 exons. Bases 177 to 1469 code for a protein of 430 amino acids. The record is from RefSeq and is a predicted model, not a curated record. Lineage: Eukaryota; Metazoa; Chordata; Actinopteri; Salmoniformes; Salmonidae.
UCUGAGGCCAGUAACAUCAACAGUGAGGACAAACCCAGCCUGCUUCUCUCCUUCCACACUGAGUCCAAACCUACAGUCACUGGGUCCUGAUUGUGACAGUGGAGCCCAGUUUGCUCUGCAGGAUCCAGAGAUGACAUCAGUGAAGCUGGAAGACUGCAGUCAAACACUGGAGCUGAAUGUCAACAUUAAAGAUGAAGAAGAGGAGGAGAAAGAUUAGGACAACUGUUAGUCAUGGAUACCACGUUGAGACAUUCUCUACACCCAGAGAGCAACAGCAGGAAGAUCAGAGAGCUAAGAGGUCUCAUCACUGCCCACAUUGUGAAGAGAUUUUCCCAUUUCUAUCAAAGCUAAAAAUACACCUAAAAAUACACACAGGAAAGAAGCCUUACGUCUGCUCUGACUGUGGAAAAUGCUUCACAAUAUCAACUCAUCUAAAAGCUCAUCAGAGAACACACACAGGAGAGAAGCCUUACUCCUGCUCUGACUGUGGGGCGAGUUUCUCUCAUCUGGGCACCUUAAAAACACACCAACGUAUACACACAGGAGAGAAGCCUUACUCCUGCUCUGACUGUGGAAAAUGCUUCACAACAUCAACUGAUCUAAAAGUUCAUCAGAGAACACACACUGGAGAGAAGCCUUACUCCUGCUCUGACUGUGGAAAAUGCUUCACAACGUCAACUUAUCUAAAAGUUCAUCAGAGAACACACACAGGAGAGAAGCCUUAUUCCUGCUCUGACUGUGGAAAAAAAUUUAAAACAUCAAAAGAGCUAAAAGUUCACCAGAGAACACACACAGGAGAGAAGCCUUUCUUCUGCUCUGACUGUGGGGCGAGUUUCUCUCAUCUGGGCACCUUAAAAACACACCAACGUAUACACACAGGAGAGAAGCCUUACGUCUGCUCGGACUGUGGAACUAGUUUCUCUCAACUUUCCCACUUGAAAUCACAUGAACGUAAACACACAGGAGAGAAGCCUUACAUCUGCUCUGACUGUGGAAAAUGCUUCAAAACAUCAACUGAGCUAAAAGUUCACCAGCGAACACACACGGGAGAGAAGCCGUACUACUGCUCUGACUGUGGAACUAGUUUCUCUAAAUUUUCCCACUUAAAAACACAUGAACGUAUACAUACAGGAGAGAAGCCUUACGUCUGCUCUGACUGUGGGGCGAGUUUCUCUCAUCUGGGCACCUUAAAAACACACCAACUUAUACACACAGGAGAGAAGCCUUACGUCUGCUCUGACUGUGGAAAAUGCUUCACAACAUCAACUCAUCUAAAAGUUCAUCAGAGAACACACACAGGAGAGAAGCCGUAUUACUGCUCUGACUGUGGAACUAGUUUCUCUCAACUUUCCCACUUAAAAUCACAUGAACGUAUACACACAGGAGAGAAGCCCUAUUACUGCUCUGACUGUGGAAAAUGUUUUAAAACAUCAAAUGAGCUAAAAGUUCAUCAGAGAACACACACAUGAGAGAUGCCUGCUUACGUCUUCUCUGAUUAUUGGGUGAGUUUCUCUCACCAUAGCAACUUAACACACCAAUGUAUACACACAGUGGAGAAGCCUUACUCUGUGGAGAGGUGGGCUUGUAAGUCAAACGUCUAGCCAAAGGCUGCGUGUUUGAAUCUCAUCAGGGAGGACUUUAGCAUUUUAACUAAUUAGCAACUUUGCAACUUCUUACAAAUUUUUUGCUACGUCAGCAUGUUAGCUAACCUUUCCCCUAAACCCAUUAAACUCUACCUUAAACCCCUCACCCCUAACCUCGCAGCAACAAAUUGGAAUUCGUAACAUAUCAUACAUAUUACAAGUUUGUAACAUAUUGUAUGAAUAGCAAUGCGUAAAAUAACAUAAGAAUUGUAUUAUACGUAUUAUACUGAACAACAAUCUAAACGCAACCAUUUCAAAGAUUUACAGUAUGUAUAAGGAAAUCAGUCAAUUGAAAUAAAUGAGGCCCCAAUCUAU